Cryptococcus wingfieldii CBS 7118 is the source of this 1683-nucleotide messenger RNA. RefSeq lists its product as hypothetical. Lineage: Eukaryota; Fungi; Basidiomycota; Tremellomycetes; Tremellales; Cryptococcaceae. The record is from RefSeq and is a predicted model, not a curated record. Bases 1 to 1683 code for a protein of 560 amino acids. The transcript has 14 exons.
AUGGCCUCUGACAAGCACUCGGAAAGGGCCCCCUCCCUUAUGGACGACCAUGCCGUCGCCCAUCUCGCCCUCCCCAACGACGAGGCCACCCUGUUCGCCAGCCCCCUUCCGAUCGUCGGCGAGCGCAAGACGACUACCAGGAAGGAAGUCUGGUCUUGGUACAUCUACUAUGUCGGAAAUUCUGGCCUUGGUCCCUUCAACUUCGCCAUCUCGGCGUGGCAGAAUCUGCUGUACCAAGCUGGCUGGGACCCGGCGUUUCCGAAGGGUACCGUGGCAUGUGGAGAUGGGAGCUGCAAUCUGGUUGCCUAUGGCCAAGAACGUUCAGUAAACUCCAUCGUGCUCAUCACUAACGGCCUAUCAUUCGCUUUCCAAGCCGUCAUCUUCCUCCUCGUGGGAUCGUUUGCAGACUAUGGAGUAUGGCGGCCGCAUAUCACGACUGGCUUUACUGUCCUGGCAUGGGCUGUCAGUUUCGCCUGGCUGGGCGUGGAAAAGCCUUCAAAAUGGGAGGCAGGGACAGCAUUGUACAUCAUGGGUCUGAUAGGCUACCAAGGGGCACUCACAUUCUGGACGGCCGCUUUCCCAGGCUUGGCCCGUGAUCUUCCUGAGAUCAAAGAGAGUGAAGAAAAACUGGCUUCUGGCGAUACCGACCAAAAGACGCAUGACACAUUAGACAUGCUUGCCCGAAAUCGUCUCGCCAACGUCUCUUUCCUCGUCUGUUCUUUAGGUGAACUGGUGGUCCUUGCGAUCCUCGCGGGUAUCUUGGAGGGUGUCAUCAAUGAUGAUGCGGAUAGCAAUACGAAGGCGUUGAGUAUCGUGUGUGCUUAUAGUGCCGGUGUUUGGAUCGUCUGUGCUAUCCCAUGGCUCAUAUUCGAGCAAUAUCGGCCGGGUAAUCAGCUCCCUCCGAGGACAUCAUACCUCACUGUCGGCGUCAAGCAAAUCUACCAUGCGUUCAGACUCUGCUUGAGGCUCAAACAGACUUUCAUCUACUUGGCGGCAUACUUUUUCCUCGGAGACUGUCUCAACACUCUUGUCACUGUGAUUGCGACUCUGCAAAACGAGGUGGUCUCGUACGAUACCAAGAUGCUGAACUAUCUUCUGAUAGAUGGUAUCGGGGCACAAGCUAUCGGUAUUGGCCUCUUCUGGCUCGUCCAGAAAAAGUGGACUAUCCCCACAAAGAAUAUGCUCCUCUUCAAUGCCUUCUGGAUUCUUGUGCUCGCUGCUUGGGGAUGUAUCGGCAUCACGCAGACAAAGUUUGGUUUCCACAACGCAUGGGAGUUUUGGGCGUAUCAGGCCUUCUAUGGGAUUGCUGUUUGUCCUUGGUAUGCUAUAUCUCAAGCGAUGAUUUCAGAAGUCGUGCCGAGGGGCAAAGAAUUCCUUUUCUUUGCCCUCUUCUCCAUCAUCGGCAAAACAUCCUCCUUCAUCGGUCCCUUUGUCUCUUCCGCCAUUAUCGACGACAGCGGCAACACUGACAUGCCCUUCACCUUCCUCCUCGGCCUCGGGGUCGUCUCCGUCGGCAUCCUCGCCUGCGUCGACGUGGAAAAGUCGAGGAGGGAAUGUAGAAAGUAUCUGGAGGACGAAGCGAUCAGGGUGUAUGGGAUGGAUGCGGAGGAUAUUGGAGUUGUGCGGGAGGCAGUGGAGAUGGAUGGAUUGAGGAAGGAGGACGACAAGUCGAAAAAUGCGUAG